AUGUCGACAAACUCUCUUCAGCUCGGGGAGUAUCUCGAGAAGCUCCCCGGCACCACAUUCCGCAAGCUCUAUCAGCAGCCCUCGACAGCCUUUGCCAUCUUUCGCCGGAUGCUCCCCAACCUUGGUAUGCGACCAGUCUCCCCAUUGCUUUGGUUACAACGCUCCUCCCUCUCCGUCCUCCGCAGCCUCCACAUCAUCACCAUAUCCGCCCCCGGCAAAGGCAAGAAGCAAGAAAUCCAACUCACCACCAACUUCAAAAACUCCUUCCGCCUCGCCCUCGACGGCGGCGGCGACCACAACUCCUUUGGCGUCUCCUCCUCCCUCCCCGUCCCUCCCGAAGUCGACUCCCCUUUCCUCGAACGCUACGCCCGCAAGAAGUGGGACGACAUCCUCCACUUCGUCGUCAACAGCGUCGGGAGCCGCUCCGGCUUCGACCCCAACGCAGGCGGCGGCGGCGGCAGCGGCGGCGGCGGGAGCAGCGGGCCUAAGCAGUCCGUCAAGGAGCUCCUCCUCGCCGGCCGCCUCGUCGAGCGCAGGGCCGGCAGCCACGGAGGGCCCUCGGGCGUCGGCAUCACCCAGGCCGGCUUCACCUUCCUCCUCCAAGAAGCCAACGCCCAAGUCUGGACCCUUCUCCUCCUGUGGCUCGAGGCCGCCGAACGCUCCGGCGCCGGCCAGAGCGUCGACAUGCUCUCCUUCCUCUUCCUCCUCGCCAGCCUCGAGCUCGGCCGCGCCUACGACACCAACGCCCUCACCGAGGAGCGCCGCAACAUGCUGCCCUUCCUCGUCGACAUUGGUCUCAUCUUCAUCCCCUCCCACAAACCCCAGCAGUACUUCCCCACCCGCCUCGCCACCACCUUGACCUCGUCCUCCUCCUCCCUCCGCACCGUCUCCGAGGGCUUCGCCGCCAUGCGUUUCCACGAAAUGGUUUCUGGCCGCCUCUCCCGCGAGUCCAUUCGCCGUGCCAUCUCCUACGGCAUCACCGCCGACCAAAUCAUCAACUACCUCGCCGCCCACGCUCACGACCAGAUGCGCCGCAAAGCCCUCGCCGCCAACAAGCCCGUCUUGCCACCCACCGUCGUCGACCAGGUCCGCCUCUGGCAGCUCGAAAACGAGCGCAUGAAGACCACCAGCGGCUUCCUCUUCAAAGACUUUGACGACCUCAAAGAGUAUGAAGCCUGUGCCUCGUACGCUACCGAGGUCGGUGUCUGCGUCUGGCGCAACGACAAGCGCGCCAUGUUCUUCGCGAGUAAGCACGAACAGAUUCGCGAUUUCCUUAGGCUGAGGAAGAGAGCAGACUAG
Molecule: messenger RNA, 1299 nt
Organism: Parascedosporium putredinis
Lineage: Eukaryota; Fungi; Ascomycota; Sordariomycetes; Microascales; Microascaceae
Source: the annotation of a GenBank genome assembly